Molecule: messenger RNA, 2306 nt
Organism: Gadus macrocephalus (Pacific cod)
Lineage: Eukaryota; Metazoa; Chordata; Actinopteri; Gadiformes; Gadidae
Gene: lmnb1
Product: lamin B1
Exons: 11
Coding region: 322-2082 (586 amino acids)
Source: RefSeq, a predicted model, not a curated record
AGCUCCUCUUUCAUUCAAUUGAAAACUGGCAGAAAAACCUUCGCGGCAGCGUCGUCGCGCACCAUUUUAUUGUUUACCGGUGUAUUUUUUUCAGGUCUUUAGUUUAACGUAUUGAUUUGGUGAAGUAAUAUUUUAGUUUCUUUGCUUUUUCUAAUGGACCGUUUUACGUUAACAUUGUAAUUCGUAGCACGUGUAAUGAUCGUAAUUGGUCCACAGUUGACGAGUUUCCGUUAGAUUUCGAUAUUAUCGCAGCACACCUCCUGCUAUAGCCAUUUUUAUACAUAUUUAACUUAUUAGACUAAUUUAUCAGUUUAAUUUACAAUGGCGACCGCAACCCCAGCCAGCCAAAGAAGAAGCACAUGCUCCGGGAGCACGCCGCUGAGCCCCACCAGAAUUACCAGGCUUCAGGAGAAAAGAGAGCUGAGCGACCUGAACGACCGCCUGGCCGUCUAUAUAGACAAAGUUCGGAGCCUGGAGUCCGAGAACACAGUUUUGCACCUUCAAAUCUCAGAGAAGAGAGAUGAGACCAGCCGAGAAGUGUCCGGGCUGAAGGCGCUGUACGAGACGGAGCUCGCGGACACCAGGAUCUCCCUGGACGAGACGGCCAAGGAGCGCUCCUGGCUGCAGAUCGAGUUGGGGAAGCUGAAGGCGGAUCAUGACCAACUACUACUGAGCUACACCAAGAGGGACGGUGAGGCAACAGCCUCCCGGGCCCGAGUGAAGGAGCUGGAAGCUCUGCUCAACUCGAAAGAUGCAACGCUGGCCACAACACUGUCAGAGAAGAGAGGGCUGGAGGCCGGCCUAGCGGACGCACAAGGGCGGCUUCAAGAGCUCGAAGUGAGCUAUUCCCAGAGCAAGAGCCAACUGGCCGACGAGACCCUGAUGAGGGUGGACCUGGAGAACCGCUGCCAGAGCCUGGUGGAGGAGCUGGAGUUCCGCAAGAGCCUGUACGACGGGGAAUUGAAGGAAACCCGUCACAGGAAUGUGAGUAACCUGGUGGAGGUGGACUCCGGGAGGCAGGUGGACUACGAGUCCAAGCUGGCCGGGGCCCUGGCUGACAUCAGAGCCCAGCAGACUGAACAGGUGGACCUCUACAAGAGGGAGAUGGAGAACACCUACAUGGCCAAGCUGGAGGACGCGAUCCAGUCCUCCCAGAUGAGCAGCUCCUCGGCCACCAUGAGCCGUGAGGAGCUGAGGGAGUCGGCCAUGAGGGUGGACAGUCUCUCGGCCCAGCUCGCAGGUCUACAGAAAGAGGCGCGUGGCUGCCGCGAGCGCAUCGACGAGCUGGAGGCGGCGCUGGCCAAGGAGAAGGACACCAGCCGCCAGCUGCUGUCCCACAAGGACCAGGAGCUGUACGAGAUCCGCACGCGCAUGCAGCUCCACCUGGACGAGUACGCCCAGCUGCUGGACGUCAAGCUGGCCCUGGACAUGGAGAUCAGCGCCUACCGCAAGCUGCUGGAGGGCGAGGAGGAGAGGCUGCAGUUGUCUCCCAGCCCGACGUCCCGCGUCACCGUGUCCCGGGCCACGUCCAGCAGCCGCAGCGUGCGCACCACCAAGGGCAAGAGGAGGCGCGUGGAGGAGGAGGAGGAGCAGCAGGGAGACGGCGGCUCCUCGGUCUCCGUGGCCCACUCGGCCUCGGCCAGCGGGGCCGUGUGCGUGGAGGAGCUGGACGCCGACGGCCACUUCAUCCGCCUGGCCAACACGGGGGAGCAGGCCCAGGCCAUGGGGGGCUACGAGCUAACCCGGACGAUCGGAGAGACCUCAGCGACGUACAAGUUCACCGCUAAAGCCGUCCUGAAGGCGGACCAGAAAGUCACGCUGUGGGCGGCGGACGCGGGAGUGAGCGCCAACCCCCCGACAGACCUGCUGUGGAAGGGCCAGGGCUCGUGGGCCGGGGGGCAGGAUAUCUGUGUGGUGCUGACCAACGCUGAGGGAGAGGAGGUGGCCAGGCGAUCCACAACGUUCAACGCUCCCAUGGAGGAGCAGGAGGAAUACGAUGAGGACGUCGAGAUCAUUGAGGAGGACCUCUUCCACCAACAGGGGGAGCCCCAGAUCACCAAGCGAGGCUGCUCCAUCAUGUGAAGACACCACCAGCAGCAGAGGCUGAUGUUGGCCCCCGUUCUGCCACAAAAACAACUCGCCAGUUUUCUAUAUCCCCGUGUGAUACCUGUAUUUUUUAGUGACAAUGCCAAACCAGUUUAGGUCGUUUGCUUUUGUGUUCAUUGAAGUAAACAAACACGCACACACGUAGUCAGUUUUUUUUGUAGAGCACACCAAGUUUUAAUAAACAAGAUUUCCAGUAAAAA